AUGGCGAGUGCGAACUCCGCGGCGACCGGGCUGCUCCAGGCAAACUUCCUGGCGAAUUGUGCCUAUGCGUCCGGAGCAGCCCUCAUAUUCUAUGAACAUAUUACUACGCUCAACCAAGAGGUUAAAUUCUUUUGGGGAAAGAGGUCAUUCCCGGCAGUUCUCUUCUUCAUCAAUCGACUUGUGACGCUCAUCUAUGGCGCUGUAUAUAUCGCACCGACAAUGAAUAUACACUCACAAACUUCUGACAGAAUGCCACGGCAGAGCUGUGAAAUAGUAAAUUACGCACUUUACGGUCUUGCGCUCGCAAUCGCGGCCGUUUCCCUAGUGGUCACGGUACAGCGAGUAUAUGCGGUGACCGAACGUGACUGGCGUCCUACCAUAAUUAUUGCGUUGACAGGCAUUGUGUUAUUGGGGCUCGAUAUUGUCGAAGUAACAAUCGCCCUCCUUGUUAUUUCUGUGGUCAGCAAUGUUUUAGUGCUCGGUGUCAUCUGGACGAUGCUAUACAAACAACUCGGCCGGAACUCCACUGGAGUGUUUUCACAGAGGCCAUCACUCGUGGCAUUGUUGCUGAGAGAUGGUACGAUUCAGUUCGUAACACUACUACUGCUGAAUGCCGGCAUCAACAUAUCAACAUUUAUUGGCCAGAACGCCCAAUAUGUUAUCAACAAUUUGGACCAACCGCUGAAUACAAUUCUUGUCUCUCGUGUUCUGCUAAACAUCCAAGAAACGGCCCGAGCCGCACAGAGGGAGCAAUCCGAUACUCCCUCGUUUGUGCGCUCAGAUCAUGGCAUGCAGAUUGAAGCGGACAUCGACAUACCCAGCCUUGUGAUCCCUUCUGAUGCCUCAAACGGCAUCCCCGCAGUCGGCCCAGAGACGGAACCUUCCGUAGCCACCGCCAGCCGGGUAAAUGCUGUCCCAGACGAGACAAUGCUUGCCGGCCCUUCGAAUCAACACCGUCGUCGUGAAGCACAGGAGGUUGAGGUACCCAUGGAGGCUGGACCCUUCGGCCAAGGCGGCGAGGACGAUGUGGAGCAAAGGCAGGUGGAGGGAGAGGCCGCAGAGGAUUGGGAGGAAGAAGACGAUUGGGAGGACGACUACUAA
Laetiporus sulphureus 93-53 is the source of this 1101-nucleotide messenger RNA. RefSeq lists its product as uncharacterized. The transcript has 11 exons. The coding region runs from base 1 to 1101 and encodes 366 amino acids. The record is from RefSeq and is a predicted model, not a curated record. Lineage: Eukaryota; Fungi; Basidiomycota; Agaricomycetes; Polyporales; Laetiporaceae.